Salvia splendens (bonfire salvia) is the source of this 3250-nucleotide messenger RNA. RefSeq lists its product as uncharacterized. The transcript is spliced from 8 exons. Gene Ontology annotation, molecular function: DNA binding. The record is from RefSeq and is a predicted model, not a curated record. Bases 314 to 3115 code for a protein of 933 amino acids. Lineage: Eukaryota; Viridiplantae; Streptophyta; Magnoliopsida; Lamiales; Lamiaceae.
UGAUACUGGGAUACCGUUAUCCACGUGGCAGCUUCUCAACCACUUGUCCUUGAAGUAGCCAACAAUUCUUGCAGACUUCUCUCUCAAUGGGUUGGGAAUCUUUGAGAUCCAAAGCGACUGCGUUUAUGAUUCUUGUUUUCUGCUUCAUUCCUCUCGCUAGCUGUCUGUGUGAUAAAUAUAUGUUUUUGCUUUCUAGUUUUGGGCUGUCUGUGUUUUUGGUGAGAGAAUGAGACCGAGAGAGAUAAAAAUGGUGUGAUGCAACUGCAAUGAGUUGUGGAGAGAGAAAGGAUUUUGUGUUGAGGCGAAGCUGAUAAUGAAUAAAAAUGAUGAGGAUAUUGAUUUAAGGCUUGCUUUGGGCUCUAGAAAUUACAGUGUAGAGACGAGGUUGGAUAGCAGCUUGUGCGUAGGUGCAGGUGUAAAUGCAAACUCACGCGUGGGCAUGCCAUUUACAGCAUCUGAUCCCCUAUCCGAAUUAGUUUGGUUGCCAAAUAAUGGUUUGUCUAUGAAAUGUGCUAUUCCAGGCUUAGCCAAUACCAGACCUUUUCUGGCUUUGAGAGAGAGCACAGACGAGAUUAUAACAUCACAGGAUAUUAGGGUGGUUAGUGCUGGGGAGAAGUUGACAAUGCUCGAUGAGGUUGGGAGUUCUGGCGACAAGGCUGCUGUAUUUAGUUCUAGCUACGAUGGGAGCAAGGGUUUAAUUGAUAAAACUAUCACUACUGAUGCUAUUCAACAACACAAAGGUCAUGCCCAUAUUUCUGAAAGCAGCAAAAUGAAUGCCGAGGUUCAUACUCUAGCAGAUGCAGAACACGAUAGGAAAUCAGACACGGCUAUAAACUGGAAGUUCCCUAGUAAUCUUGUUAGAGGAGGACACUACAAUCAUAAAGGUAAACUUGAAAUGGAUGCUUCUAGAAGUGUUGUUAUUGGCUCAGCUGUCCCUAUACGUUUUCAACCUCCAACAGCAAAAGUAUCCGAAGCUGUAGUUUGCUCUCUUCCGAACUUGCAAGCACAUGAUCAGAUAGAUGAUGAAGUCACAUCAGCCGUGGACAAGACUAAAACCGAUGCAUCCCCUUCGAUCAUCCCUGCGCCCACUUUGAUGAACGUGGAGUCAUCUGAUGAAAAUGACUUGGGUGGCCAUCUGGUUGCAAAAGAGGCUCGGAGUUUACGAGAGACGGAGCUUCCUAGAGAGGAUCCUCUUGCUGUUGACAUAGCUCCUACAAGAAGCAGGAUUUUCUUUUACCGAGAAAAGGGGAAUGAGAAAGAGAAAGAAAAAGCCUUAUCUGAUGGAUAUAUUUAUGGAAGAUCGUCAAACAAUAAGGAAGACAGCCACGAGACCGUGGAGAGUUGUAAUAGUGCUGGAUUGUUCCCAAAAGGUGUGAAGAGACAGCAUUAUGAUCAUGGGCAGGAAAUAGAAAGCAAAAGGGUGAAAACGUGUGUCGAUGAAAAACCUGGUUUGACAUCCUUCAUAAAAGCUGAUAGCUCCUUUGUGAAAUGGAUAUCAAACAUGGUUAAGGGUCUUACCGAUUCUAAUAAACAAGAGUCUUCUUCUCUCCUCGCUCUCACCCUAGCUCGCUCUAAUAAUGUUUGCAGUCACAAUCACCAGGAGAGUUUCAUGUGCAACAAAACAACCGAGUUUGCAAAACCAAGGACAGGGUUCCAAAAUGUGUUUCAGUCCUUGUACUGCCAAACCAACAAGACACUGAUCUCUGGAGUAGAUAAGGACCAGCAGCUCAUAGCAGAAUCUGAUGAGCUUAUGGUUUCUGAUACAAAGUUAGCUGACAAAACUCCACGGUCGUGCAACAGAAACAAUGAUAGCUCUUGCAAGCAGAUUAUUAUUUCGGAUCAAGAAUCCAACCCACAGGUAUCUACGAGGCCAGUUAAACCGUGGAUAUUUUCAGCAGGUUUUCUUAAUAGAAAUUCUUCUGAAAAGAGCUUGGAAGAAAGUAGUAGGAAAAUGGUUGAGGGAAAGCCUUCUGCUUCGUUGUGUAAAAAGGCGGAGAAGAUGGAUCUCGACAUCCCUUUUCCAGUGAGCUGUGUUCCUGAAAAAAGUAGACCUCGUCCUAGUUUGUGGAUUACGCGCCUUUAUACUAGAACUGCUCCAUUUGAAAACUGCAACCGUAUAAAUGAUGAAGACCUCGACUGCAACUCUGAACGCCUUGAGGCUAAUCAUGAGAAUUGGGAAAAUGAUGUUUCCUCCAGUGGUAAGAAAACUUCUGAGGCUAGGGAUGAUUGUGCUCGAGAUCAGGCUCAUGCUUCAGAAUCCGCUGGUCCCAAGUUUGGUCAUGGACAGAACCAUAUACAACCUUUCAAGGAAUCGACAAGUUCAGAGGAAAUGGCAUCAGUGUUUGCCAAGCGACUGGAUGCCCUCAGACACAUUGUACACCCUUCGGGAAGGAGAAGCCCUCCAACAUCCCCACUUACAAGUUUCUUUUGUGGCAACAGCGGCCAUGAUAUACGUAGAUGCCCGGAGUUAACCGAAUCUGACCUGGAGAAUCUCCUUGCCAACAUAAGCGCAUUUAAUAAGCCUUUUGCUGGUGAGGUAGGCUGCAGCAGGAAACCAGCUGUUGGCUCUUUUCCUAGCUUUCUGACUUCGAACAUGAAAGAAUGGUCGAGCAAAAGAAUUUCUACUUCAAAUGAGCUCCAAAAGAGUACUCUAUCGAAUUCAGGCAACCAUCUAAAGGACAAACAAAUAUUUCAACCAUGUAAGAUUUCCAACACUCAACAGGAGGAGAUGUUUCAUGUAAUAAGGAGAUUGCGCUUGUCUCGUGCUGAUAUUCUCAGAUGGAUAGAUUCUGAUGUCUCCUUGUCACAUUUAAACGGGUUUUUCUUGCGUUUGCGCCUCUCAAAGUUGGAAGGGGGACUGGAAGGGACGGGCUAUUAUGUUGCUUGUAUUUCAGGAGACUCAAUAGAGAAUAUUGGUUGCAAGUCCAAGAAGUCUUUGUUGGUAGAUGUUGGAGGGCUGAAAUCGUCUGUUGGGAGUCAGUAUAUCUCCAAUCAAGAUUUUCUGGAGGAAGAGAUUGAAGGUUGGUGGAGCAGAAUAGUAAAAACUGGUGGCAAGAUCCCUUCUUUAGAUGAGUUGAAGUCAAAAUUUGGAACUAGGGAAUGUCUAGGUCUUUAACUACAAUCACACACUUGCACAUAUUACACUAUUUCUUUAAGAAUUUUUUGACAGUAUUUACUUAGAUUUGCUUUAAGUGAAGCACUUCGUUGUAAGAAAAUGAAUUUUUUUUUGUGUCUAUAUUACUGGGAAUCA